Messenger RNA from Mercurialis annua (annual mercury), 2947 nucleotides. RefSeq names its product protein FAR1-RELATED SEQUENCE 5-like. The coding region runs from base 231 to 2288 and encodes 685 amino acids. The transcript is spliced from 2 exons. Gene Ontology annotation, molecular function: zinc ion binding. Lineage: Eukaryota; Viridiplantae; Streptophyta; Magnoliopsida; Malpighiales; Euphorbiaceae. The record is from RefSeq and is a predicted model, not a curated record. Gene Ontology annotation, biological process: regulation of DNA-templated transcription.
AAAUUGAAUUCAAUCUCCCCCAAAUUGAAAACCCUCAAUUAAAACUCCCAACUUUCCCUCGUUAUUUCACUUUCUAUACCUGCACCUGCAACCAGCUGAUGUUAUGAUACCUUCGCUUGGACCUCAAUUAUCAUCUGUUUGCUCCUCCGGUCAGUUUCUUUCCGUUUCUACUUGUCUUUUUCUACUGUUAGUAGAAAUGUAACAAUUAUUCAAAAAUUAUCACUGGCCCUAUGGGUAACAAACCCUUGAAUGUUAUUGAGUUUUAUGACGUUGGUGCUUCUAAUCCCCAAGAUGACCAUCAUUUUGAUCACCAUUAUCACAAUGAUCAUCAUUCUUUGGAAGGACCUUCUACUCCUCAUGAAGGUAUGGAAUUCGACUCUGAACACUCCGCCCGCAUUUUCUACAAUUCAUAUGCCCGCCGCAUUGGCUUUAGUACCAGGGUUAGUGUAUACCAGCGCUCUCGCCGUGAUGCCUCUAUUAUUUGCCGUCAAAUUGUGUGUUCUCGUGAGGGCUUUCGUCGCAAGGCCACUGACCACAAGUUUAAAAGACAUCGGACUAUCACUCGAGUUGGCUGUAAAGCUCAAUUGACUGUUAAGAAACUAACUUCUGCCAAAUGGGCUGUCACUAAAUUUAUCAAACAACAUAAUCAUGAACUUGUGCCUCCUGAUAAAGUGCACUGCCUUCGCUCUCACAGGCAUGUUUCUGGUCCUGCCCGAAGUCUAAUUGAUACUCUUCAGGCUGCAGGGAUGGGGCCUAGUGGAGUUAUGUCUGUGCUGAUUAGGGAAUCUGGUGGAAUUAAUAACGUUGGUUUUACUAAAGUUGAUUGCCAGAAUUAUAUGAGCCACACUAGGCAGAGAACACUUGGCGCUGGAGCUCAAGUUGUUUUUGACUAUUUGAGGCAGAUGCAGGCUGAUGAUCCUGCUUUCUUCUUUGCUGUCCAAGGUGAGUUUGACAAUUACUCUGGAAACAUUUUCUGGGCAGAUGCUAAUGCAAGAAUGAAUUAUACUUACUUUGGAGAUACUGUUAUAUUUGACACCACAUACAGAACAAAUCGCUAUAGAGUGCCUUUCGCACCUUUUACUGGGUGGAACCAUCAUGGUCAGUCCGUGUUGUUUGGUUGUGCGUUAAUGCUUAAUGAGUCAGAAUCUUCCUUUGUUUGGCUUUUUGAAACUUGGCUUGCUGCAAUGUCAGGUUGUCAUCCUAUCUCAAUCACUACAGACCAAGACAGAAUCAUACGGGCAGCUGUUUUGCAAGUGUUUCCUGCAACGCGCCACCGCUUUUGUAUUUGGAACAUUUUUAAGGAGGCCCAGGAGAGAUUAUCUGAGGUAUACCAGUCACACCCUUCUUUUGAUAUGGAUUUCCAAAAGUGCAUAAACAUGACAGAUACAGUUGAUGAGUUUGAGUCAUGUUGGGAGUCACUUAUUCAAAAGUAUGACCUCAGGGAUAGUGAGUGGUUUCAGUCAAUGUACGAUGCUCGCCAGCAAUGGGUGCCAGUUUAUCUUCGAGAUACAUUUUUUGGUGAUAUGUCCAUGCUGCAAGGAAGCGAUAGUAUACAUUCGUACUUUGAUGGGUAUAUAAAUGCAUCUACAAAUAUUCAAGGGCUAAUUAAGCAGUAUGAAAAAGCAAUUGCCACUCACUUUGAGAAGGAAGUAAAGGCAGACUAUGAUACAAUGAAUACUCCUCCACUUUUAAAAACUCCAUCUCCUAUGGAGAAACAGGCAGCAAAUCUCUAUACAAGGAAGAUUUUCAUGAGAUUCCAAGAGGAAUUAGUAGAAACACUUGCUUAUGCAGCAACUGUAAUUGAUGACAUUGGAUUAUCAAUUACAUAUAGGGUGACAAAGUUUGGAGAAGAACAAAAAACACAUUUUGUUACCUUCUAUAUUUUCGAAAAGAGAGCUAGUUGCAGUUGCCAAAUGUUUGAGUUUUCGGGUAUUAUUUGUAGGCAUAUUUUGGCAGUUUUUAGGGUUACUAAUGUUCUUACACUUCUACCAUGCUAUAUCUUGAAACGGUGGACAAGAAAUGCCAAAACUCAGGUUGUUUUUUAUGAACAUGAUCGUGGGCUGGCUAGUGAUUGCCAGGAAUCUCUUGCUACUCGUUGCGACAAUCUUCGCCGAGAAGUAAUCAAAUACAUAGAAGAAGGCGCAGAAUCAUUAGAUACGUAUAAUGUGGCAAUGGAUGCUCUUCAUGAGGCCACAAGGAAAGUUGCUGCUGCAAAAAAACAGAAUGUCGUGCAUGCAAAGAAUGCUCUAGUUAAUGGAAGUGAGCAGCUGCAGCCAUCUUGUCUGUGAACUUUCUCCCGGAAAGAGAAAGACCACAUUCUCAAGACAUUGCAAAAGGGUGAUUAUCUUAUACAUUCUUCCAUUUAUUAUAGUUUUAAUAAACAGUUUCUGUAUUAGCACUUGGUAGUAGAGAAAGUGAGUUAAUUUUGCUUCUAUGCUGUGUAAACAACAUAUGGGCGAACCUAGAAAGUUAUGCAGUUGAUUACCUUCCUAUGUAAGGUAUUUAAACAUCAGUUGGUUGGCUGUUAAUUAAUAUGGCAAUCAUUUGUAACUAUAUAUGGCAUUGCUGAACAACUAUGUGCUGGAUACAAGGGGUAAAAUUGCGAAUUAUGGCUAUUUAUGCAAAUAAAGAGAACUUGACGAAUGAAUUUUCAGUUCUAUAAUAUUAAACCAAGUUAGUUUUGUAGUGGACGCGGAAGCUCUGGGCAUGCAGACAUGUAUUAUGUGGUUUUGUUAUUUAUGUUUCUUAUUGAUGCACCGUUUGUUGAAUUUUGUAAAUGCUGUUCCUUUCAUCCAUUUUGCAGGUUGAGGACAACAAAAUUCAGGACUUGACAGCAGAAUUGGAGCAUGCAAGUCAAAAAUGUGAAGCAUAUAGAACAAAAUUACUAGCUGUAUUGAAAGAUAUGGAGGAGCAGAAGUUGAAGAUAUCAGUGAAGUUUCAGAGUGUG